This is a messenger RNA of Microdochium trichocladiopsis, 432 nucleotides long. RefSeq lists its product as uncharacterized. The record is from RefSeq and is a predicted model, not a curated record. The transcript is spliced from 2 exons. The coding region runs from base 1 to 432 and encodes 143 amino acids. NCBI's taxonomy places the organism in Eukaryota, Fungi, Ascomycota, Sordariomycetes, Xylariales, Microdochiaceae.
AUGCAGCUCAUCAACAUCCUCACUGUCGCGCUCCUGCCUCUCAGCGUCCUGGCUCUGCCCAGUGCCGUGGAAGCAGUCGCCGCCCGCGACGUCGAAGAGUACGCCGUCCCCAUCCCCGUCGACGAAAUUGAGGCCGACGGAAUCGAGGAACGCGACAACAAUCCCAAGAAGAUCUUUGCCCGAGCCCAGAACUGCCGCGUCACCGGCUCCGGCACUGUCAACUGCCGUGCUUGUGCAGACACUGCCUGCCAGGUCACCCACUACGUCUAUGGAGGCAGCCUCUACAACUGGCGCUGCGCUAUCACCGGCGAAAGAGUCGUCAUCGGAGGCGUCGGGGACAGUGUGUGGUACAGGGAGUAUAGCACGGGUUGCUUCACCAGCGGCCACUACCUCCCUUCCAGCUGCCGACCCGGAAGUUGUGAAGAAUCAUAG